AUGGACCCACCGCGCAAGGCGACAGCUGCUCAGUUGGCAAAGCGAAGCAUCAAACCUCUCAAGGGACGCCCCGGCUCGUCUCGGUCAUCCUCACCCUCCAAGACCAGCCCAGCUCCUGGCUUUGGCAAUCCAUUUGGCGGCGGCGGCGACAGCAACCCUUUCGCACAGAGCGCUCCUGCACCACCAGCUGCUGCCAGCUUCAACUUUGGCCAGACGACUGCGCAAGCACCGAGCAACCCCUUCGGCUCCAUGUCGACCUCACAGAGCUUCCCACCAAACGCUCCUGCAAACGGCAGUGCAACCCCCGCCGCUUCCUUCUCUUUUGGCCAGUCACAACCUGCCAACGCUCCUGCCUUUGCACCACCUCAGUCUUCGAGCUUCAACUUUGGUGCAUCAACCCCUACCGGCACAUCAUUCAGCUUCGGCGCAUCACCUGCCAGGCCUGCACAGAACGGUGACGCCAACAAGGCACCUUCCUUCACCUUCGGCUCAACACCUGCCUCGCCAGGCCCUUCCGCCCCGGCAUCGCCUGCACCUGCCUUCAAUCCCUUCUCAGCCAUGUCGGGCCCCUCGUUUGGCAGCACCGAGCAGAACAUCACUGCUGCUGAGAUCCACGAGAUCGAGUCGGCCGGUCCUCGUCUGAGCCAGGAGGGCAAGCUUGACGCUCUCGCUAACAUUGUGCGUCACAGCGAGCCCAAGUACAAGGAUGCCGACCUUGGUGGCCUUGACCUCUCCGCACUUCCAGCCGCCGUGCAGAGAAAGAUGCUCGACUUUGUCCGCGCCAAACCAGAAACCGUGAGUCUGACAACAAUCACUUCUUUCAACAUGCCUCGCUACACCGGAUCCCAUGGAUCUGCAGACUCUCAUGACGUUCCUUUGUUUGCUUCUCAUAUGCCCCACACCUACACACACCUCCCUGCUUUCACUGAAGAGCACUUCAUGACCGAUGGCUUUCUCGACGAGGCAAAGCUUGCUCAGGCAGCGGCAGAUGCCAACAUGCCUGCUGCCUGGCAGACGGGAAUUGCUGCUCUGCAAUCCCGCUUGGACAGAGAGAAGCACGGCAUGGACCAGAUCCAUUCGUACCAGUAUUUUGGCUCGUCGCACCAGUCGCAGACUGGCCAGCAACAGCUCAGCUUCACACCCCCUGCAGCAGAAUCCUUCAAUCCCAAUGCUUUCGCAUACGCACGGCCAUAUCAACCAUUCAACAGUGUUGAAGGUGCCCAAGCCCCCUUCGUAAACCACCCCGACGUCGACCAAGUCACUCAACAUGACAUGGUUGAUGUAUCCCACCACCACCACUGCUUGAACAUGCAACCUCAACUCCCUUCGGCCCAGCCUUUUGCUAACAUUACACCCUACCAGACACAGCCCGAAGCACCCAAAGCCUCCUUCUCCUUCUCAUCCACCACACCCGCACCCGCAUCCGCUCCCUCACCGUCGUUCAGCUUCGGCGCAUCCACCACGCCCGCUUCCUCAUCUAGCCAGCCCGAGACUCAAUCAUCACCCUUCAAGAGCUUAGGUGCCACCCCUGCCUCCGCAUCAUCUGCACCCACAUCUGGCUUCAAGUUCGGUAGCACCGCUACUGAGCCCGCCAAGAAGGACGAUGCACCCACCACCUCGGCCUUCAGUGGCUUCGGUGCUUCGACCGCGAAAAAGGACGACACACCAGCAAAACCUGUAUCUGCCUUCAACUUCGGAGGUCCCGCCGCUUCUCCUGCACCCGCACCUUCAUCAUCGUUCAACUUUGGCACUCCAAAUGCUGCUCCAGCCUCUCCGGCUCCUGCAUUUAACUUCGGUUCCGCUGCCGAGAAGAAAGACGACGCAGCCCCCAAGCCUCCAACUCCUGCCUUCAACUUUGGCACAACCGCAACUCCCGCUGCACCUCCGUCUCCCAAGCCUGCCGAGAAGAAGCUCCCCUCUCCAUCAUUCGCAUUUGGUGCUCCCGCCGUUCCUGAGCCUGCUGGCGAAGUCUCAUAUCCCCAGAUCAACGCAGCCCCUUCGCAAUCCUCAUCUGGCGCACCUACACCGUCUGCAUUCAAGCCCGCUGCCGCUCCAGUAUCGCCCAAGCCUCAAAAUGCUGGUCUCGGCAAUUCCAUGUUCAACAGCGCCCCCGCUCAGCAAAAGCCCGCCGAAUCUGCUUUCAAGGGCUUCGGCAGCUCUGUCUCGGCAGCUCCUCAAGCACCCGCCGCGUCACCAUCCUUCGCCUUCGGUUCCUCCGUCAGCGCACAAGCUCCUGCCCCUUCUGGCAGAUCCGAAGUUCGUACAAGCAACGCUCUCUCGGCACCUGUCACUCCAGGCGUUGCCACUCCUCCGGCUUCUCCUCAACUCCCGCCAUCCGAGGCCGAGUCUGUUAUGAUCAAGCAGGUCAACGAGUCUCUACUUGCCUACCUCGCAUCAGCCGAUACUUCCCGGGACUGGAGUGCCAUUGUGCAUUUCUACCUUGAACAAAUCGCUGGCAUUCGUUCCGAGAACAGUGUUGCGCCUUCCGCAGGAGCCAUCCAGUCUUCAAGUGCGCCCAAGCUGCUCACUGCUCCUUUGGCUCCUUCCAACACCCGCGGUGAGAAGCGUCCUGCUGAUGAGGAAGUCACAAAGGAUGACGAACACAGCAAGCGUGCUAAGCAGGGCUCCACUGUCUCUACCCCCAGCAAGCCUACGUUCAACAUGUCUACCACCACUUCCGGCUCACCCAGCGGCAAGCCCCUCUCGCAAACUGCUUCAUUAUUCGACAACAUCCUGAGCAGCCCAGACAAGCCCCAGACACCUCAACCCACAAACGUCUUCUCCGCCUCUGCAAACAAGACUCCAGCUCCUCCCGCUACUGCUCCCCAAGCCAAGUCGAACCCCUUCGGUGCCAUUGCUCGCAAUGUUUCUGCUACUCCCGGGCCCACCGCUCCCAAGAUCGGCUUCGCCCCUCCUGCUGGAGCUCAAGCAUUGCCAUCCUCUAACACCGGAACAUCUGCUGCAUCUCCUUUCCAGAUCCCCAAGUUCGGUGGUAGCUCUGCCCCUUCGUCUGCACCUGCAUCUGGCUUCCAAGUACCCAAGUUCGGCGGUGGCGCUUCUACUGCUGCUCCCAGCUUCCUUGGCUCAUUCGGUGCUAAGGCUGCUGAGCAAGAAGCAAAGGAACGUGAGAAGCGCAAGGAAGAGGACAUGGACUCUGAUGAAGACGAGGAAGAGUGGGAGAGAAAGGAUGCUGAGAAGCAGGCCCAGAAGAAGGCCGAACUCUUGGCCGCCAGUCAAGCUCUGAAGUUCAGUGUCGACACCUCCAAGAAGCCCGCAAGCUCUGCCUCGGCUGUUUUCUCAUUCAGUGGCACACCUGCAUCUUCCACAAGCACCUCUGCAUCGUCCAAUAUUUUUGGCAAUCUUGCCGGCAGCAAGCCUGAUGAUGACGAUAACGACGGCGACACUGAUGAAGAUGAGGAUGUCCAUGCUGCUCUGACCAAGGCAACUCCUGCUAAGCCUUCUGCUGGCAAGAGUCUCUUCGAACGUGUUUCCUUUGACGCCGAGAAGGAGAAGACAUCUGAUGCUCCUAGCGCUUCCUUCAAGUUCAGCUCAUUCGGUAGUUCCGGUGCUGCUGACAACACCUGGAAGGGUAGUGAUCCUAUCAAGUUCGGUGCCAGCACAGCUACCGCCGGUACCACUACUCCUGAUGGUUCACCUGCCAAGGCUCCUGCACCCAAAUUCAACUUCGGCGGUGCUUCUCAAACGGCUGAAAAGUCAUCUCCCUUCAGUGGAAUGGUUGGUGCUAAGCCUGCUGCAUCUGGUAGUAUCUUCGACGCUGCAAAGCCCUCGGCCCCUACGACCGGCUUCUCGUUUGGCGGUGCUCCUUCUUCAGGACUUGCACCUCCUUCCGGAUCAUCGGUGUUCGCAUCGGCUGCUACCUCUCGCGCCACGACUCCUGGCGCCACUACCACCGACGCUGAAGGCAGUGCCGCUGAGUCGGAACCCAGCGACACACCCAACGACGCACAGAAGGAUUUGACCUCCCUCACCGCCGACGAUAUCGCCAAGUACGAUCUGAUCCACGAAGCACGUUGUAAGGUGACGAAACUUGUCAAGGGUGACGACAACAAGCCUGCAUCAUGGGUCAGCCAAGGCGUCGGUCCUAUCCGCAUCCUUGCUUCCAAGGAAACAACCAAGCCCCGUAUUCUCAUGCGUGCCGAUCCAUCUGGCAAGGUCGGUCUAAACUUCAACGCCCUGCUCAACACUGCUCUGUACAUGAUCAAGGCUCCCAAGAUGGUGCAAGUCAGCGUCCCUGCCGAAGGCAAGAAGGUCGAGUCUUUCAUGUGCAUGUUCAAGGACGGUGACAAGGCAAAGGAGUUCUUGGACAAGCUGCACGAGUCCAUCACCAAAGCUCAAGGUUAG
This is a messenger RNA of Aureobasidium namibiae CBS 147.97, 4362 nucleotides long. RefSeq lists its product as uncharacterized. Gene Ontology annotation, biological process: intracellular transport. Bases 1 to 4362 code for a protein of 1453 amino acids. Lineage: Eukaryota; Fungi; Ascomycota; Dothideomycetes; Dothideales; Saccotheciaceae. The record is from RefSeq and is a predicted model, not a curated record. The transcript is spliced from 3 exons.